UUUAACUCCUGCUUCUAUUCCGCAGAGGUAUCAUGCAUAAUUUUCAUAAAAGAGCAAACUUUCUUUUUCUCGUCUCUCUCUGCCUCUUUCUGAGGUGCUAGUCGGAGAACUAACAAAAAAGAAAAAUGGAAAACGAAAACAGCAACAGUUGAAGAAUAGGUGCGAUGCAGCUGAUCAUGAUCUAUCUAACGAAGUUGGCGUGUUCCUGAAACCACUGAGAAAAGCCCCACACACACACACACCUAGAGAGAGAAAUGGGGCAGAGAGAGGAGCUACAAAACAAAGCCAUUCUUUAAGAAAGCCGCUCUCAUUCUCAUUCUCAUCCUCAUCCGCUGUUGUGUGAGCGAGAGAAGGUAUCUGCCAAAGGGAUCGUUGUCGGCACUUUAAUACCUACCAUAUACCUUUAGUAUCAGAUCGAGCUUUCCUGCUCUUCAUCUCAUCCGAAUUUUUAGAUGCUUACCAUUGUUGGUCUUUCCUACUUUCCUGAUUACGAUCCAUUCACUCUCAGAACUAACCACGCAUAUUACUUACGGAUGAUCUUGCAAUAGAGUCGUGAAAGCUCCUGAAAUUUUUCUUCCGAUAGUCCGGGGGGAAAAUCCUUGACGUUCGAGAGUGAUAGGGCCAAAAAGAGUGAUUGUCUGACGGAAAGAAUUCAAAAUGAGUUGGAACACACACAUGGAGGUCCACUGCAACAAUAUCAGUUACCCCUACAAUACAGCAGGAAGCUUUAUUGAAUAUUUUGAAGGUCUAACCUACGAACACGUCAAUUUCAUUUUUUCUGGUGCUUCACAUUCUCAGGAGAGCUUGUACCCAUCAACUACAAGUUUCUACAAGUUUGGCCUAGCUGAGCCUGAGAAUACUUCAUAUUAUCAUUACAGUGAUGGUUAUGAGGUGAAUAGUCAUGACCGACGGGUGGAUGAGCACAGAAGGCCUUUAGAGAACACAUCAAUAUUUGGUGAACAUGCUGCAGCAGAAAGUGCAGAAUGGGGUGAAGGUGUGAACACCACUGCUCGAGACAAUUCUGUUGAAUGUCCAAGAAGACAUCAUCGUUCCCAUGACUAUCAGGUCACUUGGCAAGACAAUAUUGAUCUUGACAACAUGUCCUAUGAGGAAUUACUUGAGUUAGGGGAGGCUGUUGGAAGUCAAAACCGUGGUCUCUCCCAAGAACAGAUCUCUUUGCUUCCAGUUUCAAAGUACAAGUGUGGGAUUUUUUCACGCAAAAAAUCACGGGAUGAGAGAUGUGUGAUUUGCCAAAUGGAAUAUAGGAGAGGGGAAAAACGGAUCACCUUACCAUGCAAACAUGUCUAUCAUGCUGCGUGUGCAACAACAUGGCUUAGCAUCAACAAGGCUUGCCCUAUAUGUUACACGGAGGUGUUUGCUGAUACAUCAAAACGCAAAUGAUCACCAGCCAGUGAAUGCAAGAGAUCUGCACCCAUUCGUGUUUCCCUUUGGGUAUCUAGGUGGAAACAAAAUUAUUUGGUUUCUUUUUCCUGUCAGGUAUUAUCUCGUGGGGUUUCUAGAAUCUACUGCGUGCACAUGAGAGCUUUAACGUGGGUUAGCUCUAGGGGGUGGGGGGAGAGAAUAAAAAAUGGGUCUAUGAACAUGCAUGAUAGUUGUGUUGGAGAGGCUGGAUUUGUUAUCGUAUUUUUAUAGCGUGCCUUCGUUUCACCUGCAUAUGUCAACUCGACAUGUUGCCACAACUUCAGGCUAUUUUAACG
Neltuma alba is the source of this 1718-nucleotide messenger RNA. RefSeq names its product E3 ubiquitin-protein ligase BIG BROTHER. Gene Ontology annotation, molecular function: ubiquitin-protein transferase activity; ubiquitin conjugating enzyme binding. Gene Ontology annotation, biological process: protein ubiquitination; negative regulation of organ growth; floral organ development. Bases 658 to 1401 code for a protein of 247 amino acids. The record is from RefSeq and is a predicted model, not a curated record. The transcript has 8 exons. NCBI's taxonomy places the organism in Eukaryota, Viridiplantae, Streptophyta, Magnoliopsida, Fabales, Fabaceae.